CUGAGCGCCAAAAAUAGGCUUUUAACGAAAGCGAAAGUAUUCAGAGAUAGGCAUAGUAGAAUUUUACUAAAAAGGUGUCCAGGUUCACAGCAAAAUGUCUUCAACAUCACAAAAACACAAGAACUUUGUUCAGGAGCCAAUGGCAGAGAAACCGGUGACAGAAUUGGCAGGAAUAGGUCCUACGCUCGGAGGAAGACUUAUUGAAAAUGGGUUUGACUUGGCCUACGUAGUUUUGGGACAGUUUUUAGUCUUGAAGAAGGAUGAAGAAAUGUUUAAAGACUGGUUAAAAGAAGUGUGUGGUGCCAACGCUAAACAGCAGGAAGAUUGUUAUAGGUGUCUUAAAGACUGGUGUGAUAAUUUCUUGUGAAAAAUUAGCAGUGCAAUCUUCAUUGGAAAUCUUUUCUCAGUGAAGGUGGAAAUAGUUCCUUUUUAACAUUAAAAUACAUUACAGACAAUUAUGAAAUGAGCAUUCUUAAAGUAGCAUUACCGGUAAUAUCAAAUAAUACAUUCUUUUUUUAUUUUUCUUGUUCAUGAUAUGAAAGUUUUCGUAGUUAUUCAAGUUGCUGGAGAUUAAAAGUUAAGCAUUGCUUUAAAUAUACAUUGUAAUUAGGAAGAUUAUAUAUUAGUGAUUUUGCGCUUUAUCUAUUAGAGUUUUGUAUGCACUAGUGAUGUAACAUUGACACAGUUUGUAAUUCUUGUUUAACUCAGCAGCAGAAAUCCUGCAAGAAAUUGUUGUUAUCUAGACCAGUAAAAAUCAUGUCUGUCAGUUUAAUUUUCUCUUUCACACCCAAUGUUUUGUUUUAAAAGAAAAUGCUGCAUUCAAACUGAUGUUUCAACAGUAAUUUUGGUUGUUCAUAUCUCUUUAUUUAAUUUUAGACUUUUAAAAUUGCUCUACCCCCAAUUAUUACUAAGAUAAAAUGAAUCCUUUAUUGAAGCAUUUGCUGAUUGGUGAAUUUUCUUCAAAUAUUAUCUUUUCUCUAUUGACCAUUAUCUUACAAUUAGUUGAUUGAAGUUCAUUAGUUGCUGUGUAAAAUUGUGUUGUGGAAUAUUGUAUAUAUUAAAUAUAUCAAUGUAACAAAAAUGCCAAUUAUAAAGAUGAGAUUGUUGAUGUUUUGUGCAUA
This is a messenger RNA of Saccostrea cuccullata (small rock oyster), 1121 nucleotides long. Its product is annotated as barrier-to-autointegration factor-like. Lineage: Eukaryota; Metazoa; Mollusca; Bivalvia; Ostreida; Ostreidae. Gene Ontology annotation, molecular function: DNA binding. The transcript is spliced from 3 exons. The coding region runs from base 95 to 367 and encodes 90 amino acids. The record is from RefSeq and is a predicted model, not a curated record.